CUGAGGCUGGUCCCGCCCCCCCUCCCGGCGGCGCAGGCCCCAGCUGGAGUUGGGUGGAGGUGCGGGGUGGCUGGCGCGGGUGGACGCGUGUCACCCGUGGGUGCUGGUGCUGGCCGUGGUCCCCCUGCCCUCAUGCCGUUAGGCCUUGGGCGCCGGAAGAAGCCCCCCCCGCUGGUGGAGAAUGAGGAGGCAGAGGUGGGGCGUGCGGGGCCAGGUGGGGGAGAUGGGGCAGGGGGUCCAGGAGGGCUGGGAGCCCUGCAUCCUGGCCUGCCUCCCCCGCCUGCUGGCCUGCGACCCCGCCUGGUCUUCCACACACAACUGGCACACGGCAGCCCCACAGGCCGCAUUGAGGGCUUCACCAAUGUGCGCGAGCUCUACGGCAAGAUCGCUGAGGCCUUCCACAUCCCCCCCACUGAGGUGAUGUUCUGCACCCUCAACACACACAAGGUGGACAUGGAGAAGCUGUUGGGGGGGCAGAUUGGCCUGGAGGAUUUCAUCUUUGCCCACACACGGGGGCAGCGCAAAGAAGUCGAGGUGCUCAAGGCUGAGGAUGCUCUGGGGCUCACCAUCACUGACAAUGGGGCCGGCUAUGCCUUCAUCAAGCGCAUCAAGGAGGGCAGCGUGAUUGACCGCAUCCCCCUCAUCGGUGUGGGUGACAUGAUUGAAGCCAUUGAUGGGCGCAGCCUGCUUGGUGCCCGCCACUAUGAGGUGGCCAAGAUGCUCAAGGAGCUGCCCACGGGCCGGCGCUUCACUCUGCACCUUACUGAGCCCCUCAAGGCCUUUGAUAUGAUUGGGCAGCGGUCAUCGGGUGCCCGGCACGGGAGCAGUGCUCAGCUGGGCACGGGCAGGGGCACCCUCCGUUUGCGCGCCAAGGGGCCAGCCACCGUGGAGGAGCAGCCAUCAGCAUUUGAGGAGCGGGCCAUCGAGAAGGUAGACGACCUGCUGGAGAGCUACAUGGGCAUCCGUGACACAGAGCUGGCAGCCACGAUGGUGGAGCUGGGCCGGGAUGCACGGAACCCGGACGAGCUGGCCCAGGCACUGGAUGCGCAGCUCGGUGACUUCGCCUUCCCUGACGAGUUUGUCUUCGAUGUGUGGGGGGCCAUCGGUGAUGCCAAGGCUGGGCGUGGCUAGGAGGGGGUGGGGGGGCAGGAGGCACUGGCAGCCAGGAGCAGGCUGGGACCAGUCCCCAAAGCAGGGCAUCUUCCAGUACCCCCCCACCUCCACUGGGCAGGCUGGAACCCCCCGCCCUACACAAGGUCCCCCAGACCCCUUGAUGUGGGUUUGAGGCACCCCACAUAGUGCCACACACUUGCACCCACUAGGCCCCUAUGGGCAAGAUGUGACCCCACACCUGCCCAAGUCUGGGGCAGCCAUAACAUCCCUCCCUGCUCCCCCCACCCCCAAAAGCCAGACCCCCUCCACCAUUGCCAUCCUGGUUUAACAGGAGUGGCCAUGGAGGCUCUGCACCCACUCCUACCCCGUAGCCUGGCUUGGCCAGGGCCCUGUGGCCUAGUAGGCCUGUGCUGUCACCACAGUAAAAAGGCCUGUGAUGCAGCUCUGGGGGUGAGGGUGUCAGUUGUGGCUAGUACUUCCCUCCCAGGCUCAGGGCCCCUCAGUACAAGCCCUCUGCAGGCUGGCUGUCCCUGGCUGCCCUCUGUUGGGGUGGGGUGCAGCCCAGGCCUGGGGUUGUUGACUUUGGGGGAGCCCAGCUGAGACCUCCAGGGCCCAGCCUGGGCCAAAAUGGGUCCCCCAUGGCGGGGAUCCUUGGCCUGGCUGGGGGGGUGUCACCCAACUCCCCUUCCCUUGCUGCAGGGCUCCCAGUACCAUGAGGGCCAUGGUGCCCUUCCCUGCCCUGCCAACACCCAGCUCAGCCCUGCCCUUCCCUGGGAGCCUGCCCCAACCCCCCAGGGGCUCUCCAAUGGUAAAAUGGAGCCUGGACUCCUGGGUUCCAUCCUGGGCCCCCCUUCCCCCAUGGCCCCCACUGACCUACCUCACGGGGCGGGCGGAGGCCAUGGGCCCCCUCCCGGUGUGGCACAUGGUCCCCCGAGGCCCACUCACCUGCUGUAUCGAAGACAGUAACCUGGGGCUAUCAUGGGGGCAGCACUGACUCUGCCCUGCCCUUCCCAGUACCAGUGCUUAGGGCAGGGGGCCAGCCCCCCCUCCCCUAGAGGAGAGCUGGGUUGUGGGGUGGGACGGCAGGUUCCAGGGUGUAUUUUUGUAUUUUACAUGUAAAGCAACUUUAACGUAAAAAUAUAUUGAUUCUAACAAG
Messenger RNA from Alligator mississippiensis (American alligator), 2269 nucleotides. It is a transcript of the gene GIPC1, whose product is annotated as GIPC PDZ domain containing family member 1. NCBI's taxonomy places the organism in Eukaryota, Metazoa, Chordata, Crocodylia, Alligatoridae. Gene Ontology annotation, molecular function: protein binding. The transcript is spliced from 7 exons. The record is from RefSeq and is a predicted model, not a curated record. The coding region runs from base 133 to 1131 and encodes 332 amino acids.